Messenger RNA from Aricia agestis (brown argus), 4264 nucleotides. RefSeq names its product protein DEK (gene Dek). The coding region runs from base 66 to 1955 and encodes 629 amino acids. Gene Ontology annotation, biological process: regulation of double-strand break repair; chromatin organization. NCBI's taxonomy places the organism in Eukaryota, Metazoa, Arthropoda, Insecta, Lepidoptera, Lycaenidae. Gene Ontology annotation, molecular function: DNA binding; histone binding. The transcript has 17 exons. Gene Ontology annotation, cellular component: nucleus. The record is from RefSeq and is a predicted model, not a curated record.
GUGCAUUUGUGUUGUCCGGUGUUUGAAGACGCUUGGAAUUCGCUUUCAAUUUCUUCGUAGGAAAAAUGUCGGGUGAUACCGAUAAAGCAAAAAUCAGUGAUAAUCAGGAUGAAGACAAGAAGAGUGCAGGUGAAGGGCACACGACAGAAGAUGAGUCAUCACAGGAUUCUAAGGGUGAGUCUUUGGCGCAAGACCCAGAGACCCAAGGUAACACCGAUGUAGAUCAACAGAAGGAAGAACCUGAAGGGGACGCAAAGUCAGCGACUGCCAACGGAAAGGAGAAUGAUGCAGGGGGGGAUGACUCCAAAAGUGAAAAAGGUUCCAAAGCUGACGGGGAAGUAAAAAAGGAGGAGAAUGGUGAGACACACGAUGAUGAAGAUGAAAAAGACGGCGCAAAGGAAAAUGAUAAAGGCGCGAAAAAAGUAGCACCUAAAAAGAAACCUAAGAAAGAGGACACAGAGGAGGAGGAUGAAGAGGAGGAUGAGGAGGAGGAAGAGGAGGACGAGGAGGGGGAGGACGGUGAAGAGGAAGACGAGAAGAAGCCCAAAGACAAGGUAAAGAAACCAGCAGCCAAGAAGCCCAAGACCGGCGACGAGGAGGGCGACGACGAGGAGGAGGGCGAGGAGGAGGGGGAGGAGGAGGAGGAAGAGGAGGAGGAGGAGGCGCCCAAACCCAAACCCAAGAAGGAGCCUACAGAGCCGCCGGUUCCUUUACCCGCGGGCAAGGGUAUUCCUCUAGGACAUAUCAGCGCUGUCGAAAUCUCCCUAUCAAGGUUUAAGACUCAGGACCAAAAACUAUUGCAUCAGUACUUAUAUGGACAAUUGUGCUUGGACCGCAACGUGAAACGCAAUAUAAAGAAGUUCAAGGGCUACGAGUGGGCCAUCGGCUCGUCGGAGUACAAGGCCAAGUUGGAGGAGACCACAAAAAUGGAGAACAAACAGCUGCGCACAAUGUGUGAAAUGCUGGACUUGGACAAGAAAGGUGCGCCGAGCGAGUUGGCGGCGCGUCUGGUGGGUUUCCUGCAGCAGCCGGUGGCGAACUCGCCGCACGCGCGCGGCUCUGCGCGCACGCCCGUCUCCACGCCCAACACCGGCGGCCGCCCACGACGCUCCGCCGCAGUUAAGAUGCACAACAGAGGCUACUCAGAUGAAGAAUAUGAGUCGGAACCCGAAACAAAAAUUAAAGGCCCGAAGCCAGACAAAGAUGGAUCAGAAGAUUCUGAUGGUUCGUUCGCCCCGAGCGGUUCAGAGGCGGAUUCAGACUUCGAUCCGGAAGGCGGCGAGGGGGCGAGCGGCGUGGGACGCAAGCGCAAGACGGUCGUGCGCCGGCGGUCAAGCGGCAAGGGCAAGCGGGGCAAGCGAGGCAAGGCCGGCAAACGGGGCAAGGGUGCAGGCAAAGGCCGAAAGAAAGGAAAAUCAGACAGCGAAGAGGAGAGUGACAAGUCGGAGAGCGAGAGCGGCGGCGAGGACGGCUCCGGCAGCGAGGGCGAGGAGUCGGACGAGCCAAAGUCUAAGCGAGGUCGUGCGGUCGCGACGCCAAAGGGGCGCAAGGCCGUGGGCAAGCCCGCUGGCAAGGCCACGCCCGUAAAACGAAAAGCACCCACGCCGCCUGCCAAAAAGAAGGCGGGCGCUAAGGCAGCGGGGCGACCGCCCAAGAAGGGAGGAAAGAAGGCGUCAUCGGAGGAGGAGUCCGGGGAGGGCAGCGAGGACGAGGAGGAGGAGGGCAGCGAGGAGGAGGAGAGCGGGGAGGAGUCCGACACGCCCGCUGACAAGAAAGCCAAGCGGCCGCCUACCGACGAUGAGAUCAAGAAGUACGUUAAACAAAUCCUGGAGGGCGCGAACCUGGAGCAUAUCACGAUGAAGACGGUGUGCAAGCAGGUCUACAACCACUUCCCAGACUUCGACCUCGCGCACAAGAAAGACUUCAUUAAGGCGACAGUCAAAUCUUGUAUUUAAGAUGUUAGGAGUUAAGAGAGGAGUGUAGAUGUCUACGUAGCAUACCUAUAGUUUAUAAACGGACAUAGCUAUAUAUUAUUACAAUAAUAAUAUAUUAUGAAAACUAUUAAAUAUCUGAAAUGGAACAGACAACAGCUUUUAUAUAUAAGCUCAUAUCGUCGUGAGCUGCCGUCGGCCGCAGCCAGCUCCAGCACUCGUAGACUAAUUUCGUGCGCGACGCGUUCGUCGUUUUUAUGUUGUAGGAAUAAUUUCUGUAUAAGUAAGCCGUAGUCCGUAAGGGAGUCGAUUUAGAUUGUGUUCGUCUACUCGUCUGUUGUCGGGACCACGCUCGUAGCCCGAUCGCUUCGUAUGCCUACGGGCAGGACGAUAUCGACUCGUUUAAUCAAACGCGUCACAAAGUGUACACUGCUACUGUUACAUUCGAACGAUCCGUUUCACGUAAAACGAAAAGCUAAAUACUAUGCUAAGGUAUAAGUUUUCAUAUUUGUUGCUCUAGCCUGUCUAGAUUGUGGCGCGUGGGAUUAGACGUAGCGUCGAUAAAUUAAUGUGCAGAUAGAAUAGACGAUAUAGGUUAUGAGAUUCUAUUCUAUUACAUUAUUAUUUUUGUUACAUUUUCUCAUUUCGCCAUCGACUACAGGAUCUUAUAUUAUUCCUAGUUAUUUUUGUUGUGUAAAAACCUUACUUACAAUGUCUUAUGACUUAUGAGUUUGUUAGGUUAUCUCCGGGCUUAUACAUACUUACGUCUGUGUUUUAUGUAUUAUCAGAUUUUAUUGCGCGCUGCUGUUUUAUGUCGUUCCUUGUUGAUAUUGUGACUGAGGUUUUCGCACGCGGUGGAGUGGACAGUGGACUCCUCUAGCCUCUAGGGAGAAGGACGACGCUCGUAAAUUUACUCUCUUACCCUCUACAAAAGUGUAUUGAGAUAUACUAGGAUAUGAAACUAAUUAUUUACUCAAAAUACAAUAAAUUAUUAAUAUAUUUUUGAAAAUUGUAUUUCGGACUAAUUAAAAUAUCAUUUGUCAAUAGAAACGAUGCUUUUUAACAAAUUUUGUGUCUGUAAAAAUGUAAGAGUUGUUAAUUGGUUUUUAAUGGUGUGGAAGUAAUAUUAUUUUUCUAAUAUUAGGCCGUAAUAUAUUAUUUGCUGUCGGAUAUAUGUAGGAAAGGUAUUUAAGGAGCGUUCGAUGUAAGUGUACUUUAAGAUGUGUAAAUACUACACAGGAUCACUGGGGUUCGCGCUUCCCCGACGAUGGGAGGAGCGCGCUCACUCGUGGCCGCAGCGACUAAACUUCGAGCCCCGGCGCGGUUGCGUUUAAAAUUACAACUCCAAUGACCGGGUCGGCAGCUAGAUUUACUCGCUGCAUUCAUCGGAGUUUCGACGCUGCGCUCGCGAAUGUUGUCAUUAUUAUAAUAUUAUAAUCAAUUGUUCAUUCACACAUUGACAUUUUUAACGCUCUAUCGAGAGUUCUAGACGGACACCCAGCUUGUAACGUUAUUUUGUGCAAUAAAGUUUAUAUCACAACAUUAGCACCGACGCUAUCAUGUUGCUUUAGGAGGACGCGAGUCAGGUUUCCUGUCAUUUUUUAUCGAUUUUAAUGACUUGUCCUUUUAAUCAAUUUAUUAUUUAAAAUAUUAUUAUUUUAAUCAUUUUACUUAGGAAACCUGCUCGAACACUAACUUUUAUACUACUAGGACAUAAUAAUUUUCAUUUAAGAAAAGUUUUGUAUGUAUUCCAAAUUAAAAUACAUGUUUCUUUUAAUUUAUUUAAAGCUUGCACAACUAAAACUAUGUGCAUACGAGUCACACUACCAAGGAAGCUCUUCGUAAGGCAAACAACUACGAUUACCUAAUUUUAUUUGUUGCAUUCUCGGGGGACUCCUACUGGUAUAAAGGUGCAGUGUCGCUCCUCGUUCUUAGGUGCUGCCUUUGAGUUGAUCGUUUGUGGCCGAACUGUCGCCUGUACGCAGAUGAGCUAAGUAAUCGUAAGGCUUGGGCGCGCCGCGGUCGUCGAUGCGUUCCUAAGUAGAGACCUACCUGUCUAUAUUCUAUUUCUCUAUUUUCGCAAUGCAUUCGCCGAGGGCCGGUCCGGCUCCGCUCGGUUCAUUUCGUCCUGCAGCGAUCUCGGUGCGUCCAGACCGUAUAUUAUAAGAUAGUUAUUAAUCGACAUUAAAUGUGUACUUGUGAAAUUACAAUAUUUUGGUUGAAGUUUCUUUGUGUAAAUGGCUGAGAUGUAGCUGAGUAGUGACACGGAGUGAUAGAGUGAUUGUUUCCCCUUUUACAAUUGGUAUAUAGAUAAUAAAGCGAAUAAAACUUUG